Cotesia glomerata is the source of this 550-nucleotide messenger RNA. RefSeq names its product 10 kDa heat shock protein, mitochondrial. Gene Ontology annotation, cellular component: mitochondrial matrix. The record is from RefSeq and is a predicted model, not a curated record. Bases 205 to 510 code for a protein of 101 amino acids. Gene Ontology annotation, molecular function: protein folding chaperone; protein-folding chaperone binding; ATP binding. NCBI's taxonomy places the organism in Eukaryota, Metazoa, Arthropoda, Insecta, Hymenoptera, Braconidae. The transcript is spliced from 3 exons.
ACAUUUUGAAAUCCGCGGUAAAGGGGCGAAGAAGUUUCGAGAAAAUCGAAGGAAAAAAUUUCAACGCGACAAGCAGAAGCAGCGCCAACAGUUAGGUUACAUUUCACAUCUCGCUGAACUAGUUAUUCUCCAGCAACGUGCACUCGUGAUAGCCGGUCAUUUUUUAUUCUCAGGCAUUAUUCUUUCACUUAAUAAUCAAUCAAAAUGGCAGCAGCAAUUAAGAGAAUCAUUCCUUUGAUGGACCGAGUACUCGUUCAAAGAGCCGAUGCUAUAACUAAAACAAAAGGUGGAGUCUUGUUACCAGAGAACCAGAAGAAGGUUCUUCAAGCCACUGUAGUUGCUGUUGGACCUGGCUCCAGAAAUGAGCAAGGACAACAUAUUCCAAUGAGCGUAAAUGUAGGAGACAAAGUUCUCCUUCCCGAGUAUGGUGGCACCAAAGUUACUCUUGAAGAGGACAAAGAAUUACAUCUUUUCCGUGAAUCAGACAUUGUUGCUAAAAUCGAAUCUUAAUAGAGUAUAUUUUUAGUUCUAGCUCUAUAAAAUUAUCAAA